Ustilago hordei is the source of this 4212-nucleotide messenger RNA. Its product is annotated as putative ADE6 - phosphoribosylformyl glycinamidine synthetase. Gene Ontology annotation, molecular function: phosphoribosylformylglycinamidine synthase activity. The transcript has a single exon. The record is from RefSeq and is a predicted model, not a curated record. Gene Ontology annotation, biological process: 'de novo' IMP biosynthetic process. NCBI's taxonomy places the organism in Eukaryota, Fungi, Basidiomycota, Ustilaginomycetes, Ustilaginales, Ustilaginaceae. The coding region runs from base 1 to 4212 and encodes 1403 amino acids.
AUGCUGACCUUGAUCGGUUCUUCGCUCCUUCAUCCCUCCAAGCGCGCUCAGCUUUUGGAGAGGGCCAACGCAAAGCUUGGUGGCAAGCUUGCUUCCAUCGACGCUCUUUACAUCCACUUCAUCAACCCCGUCUCUGAACAGACUGAAGCUGUCCUCGCCGACACCAGCAGCCCACAGCAAAAUGUGCUCGACAGCCUCCUCGUCUACGGUGAUAAUGUCGACCUCGAACACACCCGUCCCGCUGUUCAGCGUCUUCUCGCUGAUGGUGCCGCUCCCACCAACGCCGCUCAGACCGUUCUUUUUGUGCUCCCUCGCCUCGGAAGCAUCUCGCCCUGGUCCAGCAAGGCUACCGACAUCGCUCGUAUGUGUACCCUCAAGGACCACGUCGCCCGCAUCGAACGUGGUAUUGCAUACGUUCUCCAGCCUGCCGCCUCAGCCUCGCUCGAGGCUGCCGACAUUGCCCAGGUGCACGACCUCCUCCACGACCGCAUGACUCAAUUCAUCUCGGCUGUUCCUCCCACUGUUGAUGCUCUCUUCCACAAGGCUCAAGCUGCUCCGCUCACUCAUGUCGACCUCCUCGGUGCUGACGGCACUUCGGAUCGCCAGGUCGCAAAGCAGCGCCUUGUUGAUGCCAACGAGCGACUUGGUCUGGCCCUCGCCAAUGACGAGAUCGACUAUCUCGUUGACGCCUUCGUUGCCGGCAAAGGUGAUCGAUCCGACGCUCUUCGCCGCAACCCUACCGACGUCGAGCUCUUCAUGUUUGCUCAGGUCAAUUCGGAGCACUGUCGUCACAAGAUCUUCAACGCCGACUGGACCAUCGAUGGCAAGAACAUGCCCAACACCCUUUUCGGUAUGAUCCGCAACACUCACAAGCUCAACCCUCAGCACACUAUCAGCGCCUACUCCGACAAUGCUGCUGUUAUCGAAGGCUACGAGGCCACUCGUUUUGCCCCCUCCCCUGCUGGCGGCCUCACCGUUUACCAGGGUGUCAAGGAGCCCAUGCCUUUCCUUGCCAAGGUCGAGACUCACAACCACCCCACCGCUGUUUCGCCCUACCCCGGUGCUGCCACUGGCUCCGGUGGUGAGAUCCGUGACGAGGGUGCCGUCGGCCGUGGCUCCAAGCCCAAGGCUGGUCUUGUUGGUUUCAUGACUAGCAACCUUCUCCUCGAAGGCGACGGUCGUCAGCCCUGGGAGGAGGACUUUGGCAAGCCUUCGCACAUCUCGAGCGCCUACGACAUCAUGAUUGACGGCCCUCUUGGCAGCUCUGCCUUCAACAACGAGUUCGGUCGUCCCGGUCUCAGCGGUUUUUGGCGAACUUGGUCCGAGCGCAUCCCCGUCGAUGACAACUCAAGUGAGGUCCGUGGUUACCACAAGCCCAUCAUGCUUGCCGGUGGUCUCGGUAACGUUCGUCCCAAAAACGCUCUCAAGUCUAACAUCACUCCGGAUGCUGCCAUUAUUGUGCUCGGUGGUCCCGGAAUGCUUAUCGGUCUUGGCGGUGGUGCUGCUUCGUCCAUGGCUAGUGGUAGCUCGUCCCGUGCCGCCCUCGACUUUGCCUCGGUGCAGCGAGACAACCCCGAGAUGCAGAGGCGUGCUCAGCAGGUCAUCGAUGCUUGUACUGCUCUCAGCGAUGCUCCUGGUGUCAUCGAAGGUCAGAUCGGCCAGGGCAACCCUAUUCAGUCUAUUCACGAUGUCGGUGCUGGUGGUCUCAGUAACGCUCUUCCCGAGCUUGUUCAUGAUGCGGGUCUCGGCGCUCGUUUCGAGAUUCGUGACGUGCUUGUCGAUGACCCUUCUAUGAGCCCUAUGGAGAUUUGGUGUAACGAGUCGCAGGAGCGAUACGUCCUUGCUGUCAGCGCAGAGGACCUCCCUCGCUUCGAGGCCAUCGCCAAGCGAGAGCGAUGUCCCUACUCGGUUGUCGGUCGUGCCACUGUUGAGCAAGAGCUCGUGGUCACCGACCGUCUUCUUGGCGGUACUUCAAUCCACCUCCCCAUGCCCAUCCUCUUCGGUAAGCCGCCCAAGAUCGCUCGCCAGGCGCAGAGCAAGCAGCCCCUCCGCAUUCCUUUCGACUCUACUCUCACAUCCUACCUUCCCAACAUCAAGGAUGACCCCGUCAAGAUGUUUGCAGAGGCUGUUGACCGUGUUCUCCACCUGCCAACUGUCGCUUCCAAGAGCUUUCUCAUCACCAUUGGCGACCGAAGUAUCACUGGUCUUGUCGUUCGUGACCAGAUGGUUGGUCCCUACCAAGUUCCAGUGGCCGAUGUUGCUGUGACCCGCACCUCGUACGGCUUCAACGAGAGCCUCACUGGUGAAGCUGUUGCUUCAGGUGAGCGCACACCGUUGGCACUUCUCAGCGCUGCUGCUUCCGCUCGCAUGGCUGUCGCCGAGUCGCUCACCAACAUUGCUGCCGCCAGCAUCGAGAGUCUCGAGCGCAUCAAGCUCUCGGCCAACUGGAUGUGCGCUGCAAGCCACUCGGACGAGGGUGCUCGUCUCUACGAAGCCGUCCAGGCUAUCGGUCUCGACCUUUGCCCCAAGCUCGGUCUUGCCAUUCCUGUCGGCAAGGACUCGAUGUCGAUGAAGAUGGCCUGGGAGUCGCCCGAAGGUGAGAAGAAGGAAGUCACCGCUCCCCUUUCACUCACCAUCACUGCUUUCGGUCCCGUUGACGACGUCAACCGCACCUGGACACCACAACUUCGCACCGACAUUGAUGACAGCGUCUUGCUCUUUAUCGACCUUGCAAGUGGCAAGCAGCGUCUCGGUGGUUCUUGUCUUGCCCAGGUUUUCCGUCAGCUCGGUCACGAGGCCCCUGAUGUCGAGGAUGCUGCCGUGCUCAGGGCCUUCUUCGAGGCCUGCUACACGCUCAAGCAACUUCGCGUUCAGAAGCGCGAUGAGGGCAGCCUUGUUCUUGCCUACCAUGACCGCUCAGACGGUGGUUUGAUCACCGCCAUUUUCGAGAUGUGCUUCGCUGGUCACUGCGGUGCCGAGAUCUUUGUCGAUGCUCUCGAUGCCGAGCUGCGCGACCCCGUCGCUGCUCUCUUCAACGAGGAACUUGGUGCUGUCAUGCAGGUCAAGGCAGGUGACGUCAAGGCCGUCUCGGCUGUCCUCACUGCUGCUGGUGUUCCCUCGAACAACUUGCACAUCGUUGGUCGUGUUAUGCCUGACUCGCAGGACAUCAAGGUGGUUGCUCGUUCGCAGUCUUUACUCACGUCGACCUGCGCCACACUUCAGAAGGCAUGGGCUGAGACUUCGUUCCGUAUGCAGAGCCUCCGUGACAACCCGGAGACCGCUGCCUCAGAGUACAGCCUCAUCACCGACGAGCCCACCUCGGCCGCUGCUCUCCGCUACGAUCUCACAUACAGUCCCCAUGAGGAUGUUCUCGGCGCUCAGGUCGUCGAGGCUCCUCUUGAUGCACGACCGAAGGUUGCCAUCUUGCGUGAGCAGGGUGUCAACGGUCAGAUCGAGAUGGCAUGGGCUUUCACCCGUGCUGGCUUCUGUGCUGUCGACGUUCACAUGUCUGACCUGGUUGAAGGUCGUGUGACACUUGACCGGUUCGUCGGUCUCGCUGCCUGCGGUGGUUUCUCGUUCGGUGACGUUCUUGGUGCCGGUAGCGGUUGGGCCAAGUCGAUCCUUCUCAACCCUAGCGUCAAGGCUCAGUUCGUAGACUUCUUCCAAAAGCGUGCCGACACUUUUGCUCUUGGUGUCUGCAACGGUUGCCAACUUCUCUCGCAGCUCGGUGUCGCUGGUCUCAUUCCCGAGGCGCAGAACUGGCCGCUCUUCAAGGCCAACGAAUCCGGCCGUUUCGAAGGCCGUCUCUCGACUGUCGAAAUCACCAAGACUGGCGGCGCACAGUCGAUCUUCCUGGCCGACAUGGCUGGAUCUGUUCUUCCUGCCAUCAUCGCUCACGGUGAGGGACGCGUUUCGUUCCGCAACGCUGGCGACCUCGAAGCUUGCAAGUCCAAGAACCAGGUCGCUAUGCAGUACGUUGAUCAGCGAUACCCCAUCAACCCCAACGGCUCGCCCGAGGGUAUCACAGCCAUCACCGCCAACCAGGGCCGUGUGCUGGCCCUCAUGCCUCACCCAGAACGUGGUGUUGCAUUGACAAGCAUCAGCUGGGCUCCUGCUGAGGCGUAUGCUAAGGGCGAGAAGGGCUGGCAGGGCAAGGGACCUUGGUUCAGGAUGUUUGAGAACGCAAGAAAGUGGGUUGCUUCGCAGCAGUGA